GAAAACCGGUGACCCCCCACCUCUGCAUACCUUAUCAUGUAUUUCCUCCAAGUUCUAAGGUUGCAUGACUAUUAUUUGUUAUUGUUCAAAUAUGGUUGCCGGUGAAUCCUAUACAUUCUACUUGAAAUUAAUUAUAACUCCAACGAAACGUUGUCUGAGUAGCGGAUCCAUUUUUCUUCGUCAACGAACAAGCAUUCUACCUUCAGUCCGACGCCGUCCACUGUUGUCAGCCCUGCAUGGUUGUGCUCGGGCAAGUAGUGAAGAAGUUUUACCCUGAGGCUUUUUCUACUCACAAAAUCCGGUGUUACGAUAUUGCAUCAUGAUCAAAACCAGAAUGGCUUUAUCCCACUAUUUGACAAAUAUCAAAUGUUUAUCUCUUGGUUAUGUCAGCUCAGGAGUUGCUGAUGUUUGUCUUGCUCCAUCAUUUUACAAAACCACGUUUGACCAGAAGCAAUGGUCUAUAUGCUUCUUCAGUUAUGCUCAACCUUGUUUAACCAACAAUUCCAAGAGGAUGGCAUGGUCUGUUAGAAGCAGCGUAGACGACAGCAGUUUCACUCCAUCUACUUCUAAUGAAAAUAAUGGAAGGACCCGCCUAAUUAGGGUGAUUCAAGAUUUUCUAACCAAGUUAGGUGCUAAAAUUCAGAAGGUACAGAAAAAUCUUCCAAUGAAACUUAUUUUUUUCUUGAUUGGAUUUUAUUGUGCAACUGCUUUUGCCACUGUUAUUGGACAAACGGGUGACUGGGAUAUUCUAUCUGCUGCCUUGGCUGUGAUUGUCGUGGAAGGGAUUGGGGCUCUCAUGUAUACGGCUUCUCUUCCUGUAUCUAGCAAGGGUCGGAGCCUAAUCUCCAUGUUUAAUUAUUGGAAGGCUGGCCUAACUUUGGGACUCUUCUUGGAUUCAUUUAAAUAUUGACAGUGUUGCUUUAUCUGCUUCAUCAUUCAGAAAUGACUCUGAAUCAUUAUUGGGUUCUGCAACCUCCUUGUGAAUUGGAUAUCGUUAUCUUCGUGCUUUUACCAUUUGGCUUUUAGAAGCUUUUUUUCAGUUUUCAGAGAUUCAUAAAGAAUAUAUCAGUAUACAUUUGAGCUACACUUCAUUGGACAUAAAGAAAAAGGUGUAGUCCUUUUUGAGGCCAGUGCUCUUGAUUGAUUAUUUUCAUUUGUGAUCAGCAUAGCAAUGGCUCUGGCUAGUAAACUUCGAAGGAUAGAUACAUUCAACAGUCACUUCAAUUGUUGGAGUUCUGUUGAUUUAUAUAGAGUACCUCCUUCAGCAGCAGAUCACUCCCUCAUCCCCUUGCUGUCAUAAUUGGAUCACUAGAUUUUAGCUUCUGCCAUUGGGGUGCAGUGAGAUCCCCUUAUGUGUGCCCGGUGUUGACUUGUGCAAAUGGACGAGGUCAUCUGUUGAUGUGUAUGGUGAAUCCUUUUCUGUGAUAAAUAUGUUGUUGCUCUACAGAGGAAGAGUAUGAAUCUCUGGAAUCUCUAACUCAGGCAAGCUGGUUCAGUCAAAAUUGAUAUUGACAAACAAUGAUGUGAUGUUGGAAGUAUUUGGCGAUAACAAGCAGAUAUUUUAUUUGGCAAGUAAUAAUGUAGGAGUGAGAAAGGUUGCUUUAGGUCCAAGGCUCAAAGCACCCUGCAAUUAGUGUAUACUGAUCAACAAGGUAUUGCUUGCAAUCUUUGAGCUUCAAGACCCUUUGAAUCUUGUGCUGUCGGCUGAUUACUUGGGUCCAAUGAAAAUACUUAAAAGGCAACCUCCGUCCUCCUAUGUACCCUGUGUCCCCGGUCCAUCAUUGAUGAUUUAAUAUCAAGACCUCUGGGUACAUUUAAGAAACCAAGAUUUGCAUCAGUGGGAUCGAUACUUGAAAACCAAGAUUUCUAGGCUCAUUCAAGUAGCGCGCAGGCAAUGCCACUCAUUGGAGCUGAUUGUUUGCCUGUAUCUCUUGUGCUGAAGAUUCUGCUCUGAAACUAUCCACUGUGUACAUAGUAAACUAUCCUAAAAACAGAAAAGCAUACCCGUUAUUUGUACAUACUGCUGUAAAUUAUCAUCAUCACAUUUUUAGCAUACAAAUGUGCGGAAGCAUCAUGGCAUGUUGUAGCAAGACUAGUUAUUGUGAUGCGCCUAUAUGUUGGUCUUUUGAUAAUUAUAAUUCACUCAUUCUGCAUAAUAAAUCAGCUCCUCCAAGUAUAUGAA
This is a messenger RNA of Neltuma alba, 2182 nucleotides long. RefSeq lists its product as uncharacterized. The record is from RefSeq and is a predicted model, not a curated record. The transcript is spliced from 3 exons. Lineage: Eukaryota; Viridiplantae; Streptophyta; Magnoliopsida; Fabales; Fabaceae. The coding region runs from base 320 to 910 and encodes 196 amino acids.